GUGUAGGCAUGGUUGUACCAGAAGCUAGCUAACAAAUUCUCAAAUGCGAUAGUUUAUAAAUAGAUAUAGGUAGAUUUUAUUUUUGGCUAAAUAUGACAACGAAAGACACUGGAGUCACGGAGCACUCUUUAAUUAAUUUGAUUUAUCAACAUUUAAAGGAUAAUGGACACCAGAAAGCCGCCAACGUACUCAAAAAGCAUUCCCCUCAGGUAGAAGUUACAAGUGGGAAAACAUCUCUAAAUGACAUAUUCGUGAAAUGGGUGAGCAAUAAAAGAGAAAAGAAGAGUGGUGGAGCUGUCCUGGAAGCAAAAGCAUCUAAACCAAAAGUAGCCAGGAAGACCGCGUACAGUAGUAGAUCCAACAAGAAUGACAAAUCGGAGCCAAGGAAGAGAUCUGGAAAAAAAGAGAAAUUGUCCAGUUUGGCUGAAGCUCCAACAGAAGCUAUUCCAGAUCUUGCCUCCAUAAGUCUAACAACAGGAGAUGAUUCUGACUCAGAUUCCAGUCUUGAUGUGGAGAAAUGGAAGAGACUAGCUUUACAGCUAUCAGAUGCUGACAUAGGAAAAAUGGAUAUCUCCGUGACUACUGCCUCUACUCGAGAGAGGUCCACCAAAAAACGAAAGCCAGCACAGACUAAAAAUGACGGUAGCCAGAAUACGAAGGCCAGGAAAACUGUCAUUAGUCCUUCAAAAAAAGACAAAACUGGGACCCUUUUAAAACCAAGUGACAAGAAAAAUACCAGAACCAUUGAAAAAAGAAAAAAAACAACUCCAUCCAAGAAGUUAAAAGACCAAGGUAACUUUUUAGAAUUUAUAAAGCUUGGGGCACCUGAAACUAAAUUUGCUGAAGGUCUUUCAGUACAGACUGUCACCCCUAAAAGAGACAAAGCCAGUGGCCACUUAGAGACUGACAGCAUUAAGAUUACAACUAAGAAGGUUAAACACAAAAAAACACAGACAUAUUCAGAAUCCAGUAACACUGAAACUCCAACCCAAACUGCAGAGAAUCAGAAAUCAGAUGAACUUGCAGAACCUGAACAGGUAAAUACCCCCAGUAAGAAUGCUAAAUCUAAAAAAGCUGUUAAAGUCGCAAAGCCUAUGGAAACCUCUUCUAGAGUGUCUGACACCAAUAUUGCAAACUCUGAUCAGUCAAAAACAAAUUCCUCUAAGAAAGAUAAACCUAAGAAAUCUGUAAAGCAUGAAGACCUUUUAAGCACAGACAUCCUUUCAGAAGGAAUUGACAGUGAGAUUGCUCAUAUCUACGCAUUAGCCAAGAAGUCCAAAAAAACAAAUCUUUUGAAUGGUCACUUAAAUACUAAGUCAGCUGAAACGCCCUCUAAGAAAUCAAAGAAAUUGAAGAAAUCUCUUAAAUUUACAGAAUCUCCAGAUUUGAAGACAGUUUCAAAGGUAAAUGAAACGGAGAUUGACAGCAGUCUCUUAACAUCUGAUCAGUUGGAGGCUACAUCAAAAAUCUCUAAGCCUAUAAAAUCUUCACAACUUAUGACUCCCCCUAUGUCUAACAUUUGUGCACAACUUAAGAGUCCUUCUAAAAAACCUAAACCUAAGAAAGUUAGGGCACCUCUUGAACCUGAAGAUGUGAAUCCCUCUUCUGAAGAAGAUCAAACUGAUGUUGCCAGUAUGCACUUAACACCUGAUCAGUUAGAGACUCCGUUAAAAAAGGCAAUGCCUAAGGAAAUUAAGAGUGUUGUGGAGCCUGACACAGUUGAGAGACCCUUUAAGAAAGCCAAAGGUAAAAAAACAGACACCACCUCUGAGCUCACAGGGGUUGAAACUCAAAUAAUGGAAGACCAUACAGCUGAUGCCAUCUCAAAAGCCAUACACUCCAAGCCCCCUUCUAAAAAGGCCAAGCACCACAAAGAUAAUAGCUUUUCAGAAUCUGUCAUCUCAGAGACACCAUCUAAAAAGUCUAAAACUAAGAAAGCUACAAAGCUUGAUCAUGUUCAGUCGCCCUCUAAAAACAGUAGUUUGGAUGUUGGGGGAGAAGACGACUCAAAAAUGUCACAUUCAAAAUCUGAUAAUAAAAAGAGUACUUCAAACACACACAAUUGUGAGAUCUCUGACAACAGAGGAAAAAAAGAGACUGGACUAGAGGACACCUAUUGCCCCCAAACCCAAAUUAAGGAUGUAAAAAAGAAAAGGCAAAAUAAAGAUGAAGAAAAUACCAAGGCUUCAGAACUGGAAGAGGGUCCUAGAGAGCCCAAGAAGAGAAAGACAGACAAAGAGAAGAAAAAAGAGACUGAGGGAAGAAUAGCUGAAGACGUAUUGCCACCAUCAGAGGAGUUUGCAGAUUACCUGGCAAGCACUCCAAACAAAAAAAAGAGGGAAAAAAAGAAAUACAGUGAUGAGGAACAACCACUCAUGUCUGUCCCAGCUCAUGAGGAAGAAACUCCAAAUAAGAAAAAGAAAUCUUCGAAAGCCAAGAAAUGUUAGUGAUGUGGAACAAUGGAGGCUACUUGAAGUCUCAUCUGUCUAGACUCAGAUGUUCUGGAACGUGGACCUUAACAUAACUUCACAGAGAAACAUUUAUAUGCCAUUUUAUAUAAUGUGUAUGUCUGAGAGAGAGAAUGUGUUUUUAACUUGCACAUGUUUAGUGUUUUUUUUUUUAUUUCUAUAUCUAACAUGAUGUACAUACUGCUCUUUUAUAUGUGUGGAUUGACUGAUUUUCAUUCAUGUCUUUAUUGAGCUUAUCUGUUUCUUAUGAACAAAGAAUGACAUUGUAUUUUACAAAAUAUCUGCAUUUCUAAUACAGAAAUUCUAAUGAAAUACAUUUUUA
This is a messenger RNA of Electrophorus electricus (electric eel), 2790 nucleotides long. It is a transcript of the gene llcp, whose product is annotated as treacle ribosome biogenesis factor 1. Lineage: Eukaryota; Metazoa; Chordata; Actinopteri; Gymnotiformes; Gymnotidae. Gene Ontology annotation, molecular function: protein binding. The record is from RefSeq and is a predicted model, not a curated record.